AUGCUUUCUCGAGGGCAACUUCUUCGAAGCGCCGGGGCGCGGCAGCCCGGUCCUUCUGUUUCCUCCGUGGUUGCGUCGCCGCGCACGCCUCUCUUUUUCGGAACUGAGUUCAGUGUCGCGUCGCUGCGCGUCUCGUCUACUCGCCUUCUGCCUCCUCUUGCGCGUCGGUCUCUCGCCUCCACUUCGCCCUUCUCCCCUGCAAGUGCUUCUCUGGCGUCUCCUCGCGCUACGAAACACCGCACGACCAGACCGACUCGACUUGGAUGUCUUUCUCCUACACAGGCCAACGCCGGCGCUUGCCCACCCUCCACGCCGCCUCUCUUUCUCCGACGUUUCUCCUCGGCUUCACACGCCCCGUCAGCUCCCCAGCGAAGGAAGGGAAAGCGCGUCGCCUCAGACGAAGCAGACGAGACUGCAGUGUCUCUCCUGUCUUCUCUUUCGCGCUCGUCGGCCGCAACACCCUCCUCGGGGUGGCUGCUGGACACCGGCGAGAUUGCGCCUGAGGCCUUCGCUUCGGUCAAGCCCGUGAAAGACUUUCCCUUCCUCGCUCUCUCUUCCCGGCUCAAACGGCUGAAGGCGCGGCAGCAGCAGCUGCUUCGUGACUGGCAACUGCAGGCGGCGAGCGCGGGAGGCGCGGCAGGCGCGGGGAGCGGGGAGAGUGCAGAGAGCGCGAGUCCGGCGGGGACGGACGGCGAGGCUUCGUGCACGUUCGAAGACGCCGUCGCGAGACAAGAGGAGAUCCAGAAGAAAAUGAAGAUUCUGGAGACGCUCGCGGCUUCCGCGAGUGACCACACGCCAGACCAGAUCGGAGACACGGGCCGCAUCGCCUUCCUCCCGCACGCAGACGCCGUCAAUCUCCUGGUGCUCCUCGCAGCAGAAGCAGAGAGCCUGGGAACCGGGGGCGGGAGAAACAGCGCAACCGCGAGCGAGGUGGGCGAGGAGACAGAGGCGACGGCGGCCUCAGACGUGGGACGGAAGGCGGCAGACGAGCAGAGCACACAAGGCGAGGAAGGCGAGACGGAGACAGAGGGCGAGGCGCGGGGCGCGUCUCAAACCGCGCAGACCGACGCGUCGGAAUGGCGCCUCAAGUGUGAAUCCAACAAACAAAAAUGGAAGAUGUGCAUCGCCAGACUGAAAGAACUCGCUCUCGACCACGAGGACGCUUUCCUCGUGUUCUACUCCAUGUGCGUCACCAACCGGCUCGACGCGCAGCUGCUGCCGGUCCUGCUGGAGAGACUGGAGGCGGGAUACUUCUCCUCGCAGGCGCUCUCGAAGCCUCUCUUCCAUCCGCUGUUCGAAGUCUGGGAACCGCCGUGCGACAGCUUUGCAGCGUUGGUGAACGUGCUUCCCCUCAGCGCGAAAGCAGUUGUUGUCCAGGCCGAACGGCGCUCCGAGCGCGACAGACGAGAGAGCGAAGGCUGGUUGGCGCCUCCGGAGUCAGCUCCCCUCGUUCUUCCGAAUUGGAAAACGAUGCAUCCUGUCGACAUGGAGUCGUGGGAGAAGAAGCAGCGGCGCGUGGUUCGGACGCGCUACGUGAAGGCGGAAGUCAUCCGCCAAGCUGACGGGCGAAAGCUCGCAGCGGCGCUUGCUCUGCAUGGCCGUCAGACACCUGCAUCGCCCCUCGCUUCCCCGGCAUCGGCGGACCUCGCACCGGCUGAGGGAGAAGAGAGAAACUCCGCGGCAAUCUGGGAGUGUCGCGUCCUCGCCAAGCUUCUCUCAACCUUCCUGGCAGUUGCCGACUAUCAACCCUCGCUCGACUUCGUUCUUCUUCUCUCGGACGCGCUACGGAACUCCCUCUGCCGUACCGCUGUCCUUCCCUCGACUGCCGUGUCUCCGCCCUCUUCGGCGCCGCCGUCUUCUUCCGCAUCUAGCGCGCUUUCUCCUCGCUCUCUUCAGGAAAGCGACGUUUUGUCGCUGACGGACAUUGCCGCCGUUCUCGACGGCUUCGCGACGUCGGGAUACGCAGUGCCUUCCCCUCUGUUCUCUGCGCUGCUGGAACACUUCCUCUGUGACGUCGAUCUCUUCCUCGCCUCCUCUCCGCUUUCUUCGGCUGAAGCGCCUGAGCGCCUCUCCCGCAGCUACUUCUGUUCCGAGCGAGGCCGAGCGACGCCGCGGGACUGCGCCCGGCUCCUGCACGCUCUUGCUGCGCGCGGUGUCUCCUCCAGAGAGGGCGACGGGUCGGCAGACGCCGCAGCAGAAGGCAAGAAAAGGGGAACUUUGGAGAGUCUGAAGACAGAGGCAAUGACGCAGGCGUGGUGUCUCGCGGCGCCUGUGCUCCACGACCUCCAACCGUACUGCACACUGACGGUUUUGAACAGCAUGAUGGCGGCGCAUUCUCCGGCGCAAGUGCUGUCAACGACCUUCUUCCAACGAAGCCUCGAGAAGUUCGUUCGCGAACACCCCGACUGCGACUCGUCCGUCAUCGGAACGCUCUUUGGCGUGCGGAAGGCUGUGGAGCAAAGCGAGUGA
Messenger RNA from Neospora caninum, 2469 nucleotides. RefSeq lists its product as hypothetical. The transcript has 10 exons. The coding region runs from base 1 to 2469 and encodes 822 amino acids. The record is from RefSeq and is a predicted model, not a curated record. NCBI's taxonomy places the organism in Eukaryota, Apicomplexa, Conoidasida, Eucoccidiorida, Sarcocystidae.